GAAGGAGGCUUUGUGCAACUUUUAGGAGGACUCAGGAUUAGCAAGACCGCAGCAGUUCACCGCAGCUAAGACGGCCCACGCCGCCCGGCCCGCCCAACCUUGAGCUAGAGUAGACGUCUCUAUGGUGGAGUAAACGUAGAGAGGUGUCUCUCUUCCCCAGGCGGUGGGGCUGCGCAUGGGCAGUAGCCGCAGCGUUGGCAAGAUGGCAGCGGAAGAGUCAGGAAAAAAGAUCCCUUUGGUUCCAGAAAAUCUGCUGAAAAAGAGGAAGGCUUAUCAGGCCCUCAAAGCCACCCAGGCAAAGCAGGCGCUUUUGCAAAGGAAGGAGCAGAGGAAAGGAAAAGAGAUCAAGUUUAAGCGACUAGAAUGGUUCCUACAUGAUUCCUGGCGGCAACUGCGAGACAGAGUGCGACUCAGACGACUAGAAGUGAAACCUCAUGCCUUGGAAGUGCCAGAUAAACAUUCCUUGGCCUUUGUUGUACGCAUCGAAAGGAUUAAUGGGGUGAGUUUACUGGUGCAGAGGACCAUUGCAAGACUUCGCCUGAAGAAGAUUUUCAGUGGUGUCUUUAUGCAAGUAACUCCUCAGACCAUAAAAACGCUUCGUAUAGUGGAACCUUAUGUGACCUGGGGGUUUCCAAAUCUGAAGUCUGUUCGGGAACUCAUCUUGAAACGUGGACAAGCCAAGGUCAAGAAUAAAAUCAUCCCUCUGACAGACAACACAGUGAUUGAGGAGCACCUGGGGAGGUUUGGCGUCAUUUGUUUGGAAGACCUUAUUCAUGAGGUUGCCUUCCCGGGGAAGAAUUUUCAGGCGAUCUCAGGGUUCUUGCGUCCUUUCCAACUCUCAGUGGCCCGUCACGCUACCAAGAAUAGAGUGGGCUUUCUCAAGGAAGUGGGCUCACCUGGCUAUCGAGGUGAACGCAUCAAUCAGCUCAUCCGGCAGCUGAACUAAACCCAGCAUAUGUGAAAGCACACUGCAUUGGAAGCAUGUGUUUUUGUUUUAUGGAAUUGUUACCCAGUAUCUUCAACGAAGAUUAUUUUCUGCUAUAUCGUCAAAAACUGGAGGGGGAGGGUCAGGGAAAAGAUGGUGAUGUUCACAGCAGGCACUUUUCAUCCCGCCUCAGUUCCAAGGAAGAGUUCCUGUGUGUUGGUUCUGCAGUGAUCGCCAUCCACCUCUGAAACCAGCAAAGGACUCAUGCCAUGGAGGAGGGAGUCCUGUUUUAUCACAUCUGUCCUGGGGUUUAAUGGUGGUGAAUGAAUGAAUACCCACGCAUGAAUAGAAGACAGCAGUGGACCAAGCCCAGGGGCAUAUUGAACCUGGGGUUUCCUAGGGCUUUAUUUUGGAAAGAACUUGAAAUACAAUUAGAAAGAAGUGCACAAAAGCAA
Messenger RNA from Hippopotamus amphibius kiboko, 1380 nucleotides. It is a transcript of the gene RPL7L1, whose product is annotated as ribosomal protein L7 like 1. Gene Ontology annotation, biological process: maturation of LSU-rRNA from tricistronic rRNA transcript (SSU-rRNA, 5.8S rRNA, LSU-rRNA). NCBI's taxonomy places the organism in Eukaryota, Metazoa, Chordata, Mammalia, Artiodactyla, Hippopotamidae. Gene Ontology annotation, cellular component: cytosolic large ribosomal subunit. Gene Ontology annotation, molecular function: RNA binding; structural constituent of ribosome. The record is from RefSeq and is a predicted model, not a curated record. The transcript is spliced from 7 exons. Bases 176 to 946 code for a protein of 256 amino acids.